AUGAAAACACGGCGGCGAAACGUCUCCGAGGAUCAUGAUCUUACCAUCACUCGCCGCAAUACGCGAUCGAAGACUUCAAUGAAUCGAAUAGAAUACACAGAUCCGAUUCCAAUCGAUCUUAUUAUGGAGAUAUUCGCGAGAUUGCCGGCGAAAUCAGUAACAAGAUCUUCAGCUCGACCACAUCUCUUGUUCAUGUGCAAGAAAAUUUGCGAGGUGUUAUUCUUCUCGUCACCUCAGCCUCAAAAUCCGGAUGAAAACUUGUCUCAUGUUGUCGCCAAUUAUCAUAUGAAGUCUCCGUUUGAUGUUCAAUACUCUCAUUGUGGUGGCUUAGUCUGUUUUAUAGAUAAGCCGAUCAUAAAGAGGAAGGCUGGAACGGCGCUUGUAGUAUGUAACCCUAGCACCGGGCAAUCCUUAACCUUACCCAAAGUAAAGACGAUAAGGCUUGAGGAACUGGAAACAUUUCAUGGAGAAGGAUCAAAUGUUGUGUACUACAUCAUUCUUCUAAUGGUAAAGGGAUUUUUAGUAAACUACAAUGGUAAAUUGGGUGUAAUUGUGUCUCACAUGCGUGGAGAUGUUUAUGGAAGCGAUACAAGUUUUAAGUUGUGGGUUCUAGAGGAUGCCGAAAAGCAGGAAUGGUCGGAGCAUACUUACGUAUUUCCCGCUUUAUGGAAGAACUUAGUGGGAAACAUCUCCUUACACUUUGUUGGAGUGACUCGCAGUUCUAAUGAAAUUGUGUUGUCGCCGAACAAACAAUACGGUAAUGAAAUUGUGCCUUUCUAUGUUUUCUAUUACAAAACUGAGAGAAACACGGUCAGAAGAGUUGAAAUCCAAGGAAUGGAACCUUUUAAGGCACAAGGUUCCAUGACAAGCGUAUUGAGGAUGAUGAACCCUAAUCUCAUCACCGGAAAAAAUCUCCACAAAGGAUCUUCGAUUUUCUUAAGAGGUGAAGAAAGCACACACCAACUCCAAUGGAGAUUCUCAAUCAAGCAAGGAUCUUUAAGAACGAUUCAAGCCACUGCUACUAAAACAGAAACAGAGGCGAGAGAGACUAAUACGACGACGAGGUAUGACGACAAAAUGUUGAACAACUAUGUUCCUGUAUACGUCAUGCUUCAACUUGGAGUCAUAACAAACGAUAACGUUCUUUCAAACAAAGACAAGAUCAAGAAACAGCUCAAGAAACUGAAACAGAGUCAAGUAGAUGGAGUAAUGGUUGAUGUAUGGUGGGGAAUUGUGGAAUCAAAUGGUCCAAAGCAAUACAAUUGGAGUGCUUACAGAGAUUUGUUUGAGAUUGUACAAAGCUAUGGACUAAAACUACAAGCUAUAAUGUCGUUUCAUCGAUGCGGAGGCAACAUAGGUGAUGAUGUUAACAUCCCGAUACCGAAAUGGGUGAUCGAAAUCGGGGAUUCGAAUCCGGAUAUUUUCUAUACGAACAAGAGUGGUAAUAGAAACAAAGAAUGUUUGUCUCUUUCUGUUGAUAACUUGUCUCUUUUCAAAGGAAGAACAGCAGUUGAGAUGUACAGAGAUUACAUGAAGAGCUUUAGAGAAAACAUGGAAGAUUUCAUUAGCUCUGGAGUUAUAAUAGACAUUGAAGUAGGUCUUGGUCCUGCUGGAGAGCUUAGAUACCCUUCUUACAGUGAGACUCAAGGAUGGGUUUUCCCGGGAAUCGGAGAAUUUCAAUGUUAUGACAAGUACCUGAGAUUGGAUUAUGAAGAAGAAGUUAGAAGAAUCGGGCAUCCGGAAUGGAAACUUCCCGAAAACGCGGGAAAAUACAACGAUAUUCCAGAAGCAACCGGAUUUUUCGAGUACUCGAAUGGGACAUACCUUACGGAAGAAGGAAACUUCUUCUUGUCAUGGUACUCCAGGAAGUUACUUCUCCAUGGUGAUCAGAUUCUUGAUGAAGCUAAUAAAGUGUUUCUUGGGUGUAAACUCAAGUUAGCAGCAAAAGUCUCUGGAAUCCACUGGUGGUACAAAUCUGACAGUCAUGCUGCAGAACUUACCGCGGGUUAUUAUAAUUUGAAAAACAGAGAUGGGUAUCGUGCGAUUGCGAAAAUAAUGCGUAGACACCACGCUAUCUUGAAUUUCACUUGUCUAGAGAUGAGGAACACAGAGCAGCCAGCAAAAGCUAAGAGUGGACCUCAAGAACUUGUUCAACAAGUUUUGAGCUGUGGAUGGAGAGAAGGGAUUGAAGUUGCGGGCGAAAACGCGCUUCCACGAUUCGAUAGAGAUGGAUAUAACCAGAUUAUACUAAACGCAAGGCCUAAUGGGAUUAAUCAAGAUGGUAAACCAAGGAUGUUUGGAUUCACAUAUCUCCGGUUAUCUGAUAAACUUCUCAGCGAACCGAAUUUCUCAACGUUUAAGACAUUCUUGAAACGAAUGCAUGCAAACCAAGAGUAUUGUCCAGAGCCUGAAAGGUACAAUCACGAGCUGUUUCCUUUGGAAAGAUCGAGAAGCGAUGAAUCAUUGGAGAAGUUUAUAGAAGAAACAGAACCAAUUGAUCCAUUUCCAUGGCUUGAAGAGACUGACAUGAGUAUUAGACCCUUUGAGAGUAUAAUGUCUCUCUUGAAAAGCAUAGUCUUGAGAAACAAGUCCUAG
Messenger RNA from Arabis nemorensis, 2595 nucleotides. Lineage: Eukaryota; Viridiplantae; Streptophyta; Magnoliopsida; Brassicales; Brassicaceae. The record is from the annotation of a GenBank genome assembly.